CCUUUGCUUGGUUCGGAAUGUGUUUCAGCGUACGGGGGAAGCGCAUCUGUAUAUUUGAUGGUAAUGACAAUUUAAUCCUGAUUUGCCACAAAUGACCAAAACACUCCAACGAGGACAGAUUGUUCUCAACUUUUAUCGGCAGCGACUCAAUCGCGCUCUUGCGAGGUUGCUGCGGCUUCAGUUGUCCGCCGUCACUGAGGCCUCGAAGUUCAAAAUCUUUCAAUGCGUUACCAUUCAUCUAAAAUGUUUGGGAAUACUUUUGAAGAUAUUCAGGAUACUCCAUAAGCAUUCACAGGACGUGAACAAGAUGUUUAAACUGACACAUUGCUCCAUCUUGUGAUCGGACUGGUGAUCUGUUUUUAUUACUUACUAAUAUCCUGAUCGUGUAAUCCUCAUUUACAUGUUCACAUGUAUUAAUGUACACAAGCAUUGUUGGAAUGCCGGUGGUGUGUAAAUAUUUUGUAAUUCUUCAAGGAAUUGUUAUUUUGUGCAAUUGCCUUGAUUGGAGUCAUUUUAAACAGUCAUCACCAAGCAUACAAUCGUCACACCAACUUCUUAAUUUCGGUUUGAGUACUACAACAUAAAGACGCUAAACACAACAAGAUCACUCAAACUUGGACCGGUAACCAGUAUGGGUUCUGACAGGCCCAAAACUCAAAAGACUUCACUUCGGACCCUACGCAAUGUUUAAAUUAACAUACAAAUGCAACUUUGUUGAAAUGGAGCCACACCAGUGCGAUUUCCCUUGUCAAUGUAACUUUUAUGACAUAAUCAAGUUCAAAACAUAAAAUGUCUUUUUUUAAAGACACGAUUUGUCUAUCGCUCUACCAUGAAAUUGGAAUUUAAGGUUCCGAUGUUUCGAAAGACGCGACUCUGACGCGGUUUCCUCGUUUGGGAUGGAAAUGCGGAACAAGUUUGACAAGACGGCGCCGAGCUCCCACUUAGCCGCCUCGGGCUAACUAGCAUUAGCUUCGGCUAGGGCCGAGGUGGCGGAAUUGUCCAUUUCGUGCAAAAUGCUCACGCAGCGGAUUUCGGCCUUGCAGAUGAGGCUGAUUUAGCUGCCCGGGUAGGCCAAGAACGACGAGGGACCCCUCCGAACCGGCGGACGAGUAACUUUGGGUCGAUUGCUCCGUGCGACGUGCUAGCGUGCUCCAAACACGGCUACGACCGCACCAUCGUCAUCCUCCAUUGAGCGGCCUGGCCGCGGGGGCUGAUGGGAAAUUAGUUGCGGAGCGCGGGCGCCGAGAUCUACUUUGGCUAGAACGCCGCAGGGGGCACGGACAAAGUAGACAAGCAAGAAAAAUGACCAUUUGGAGAGGCUGGCAUGGGAUCUCAUAAUAAUAAUAAUAAUAGCAAAACACCAAUCAAUAAUCUUUAAGCGUCAAAGCGCGAUUUGGAACCACAGUGGCAAAUGAGGAGCAUCAAACAACACUUUUAACCGCGUUAUGUUUGCCUCCCGUUGCUGAUUAUUACUGGUCACCAUAAUUAUGUGUCUGAUGACUUUCAAUUGCUCUGAUUUGCUUGAGGACUCUGCAUCAUUUGCACAAUUAGCGCUACACGUAUUUUUGAUGUGUCCAGUGUUGUCAGACCAGCCACAAAAACUUUCCCCGCGUCCUGCCCCAUUUUUCGAGCGAUGGCAGGACCAGUUUGAGGGGGUCCCCCGCCUCUCGCCAGUCCCCUGCACGCCGCGGAUCGUGCAAAAGAGCGAUGCGUGGACGCCACCGCGGUGGUCAUUUUGACGCCGUCCGAAGCAGCGCGUGGAUCUAGCGGCUGUACUUCUACGCUCAGAAGGAGCGCGCGUGCUCGGCGCAUGCGCACAUCCCAGACGACGAUUUGCACAAGGCUCCAGCAAGCAAGAUGGCGGGAGCCUCCGACCCGCUGGAGGACAUGCUCUCCAAUGAAGUGGACGAGAAGGCGGUGAGCGACUUAGUUGGGUCGCUGGAAUCGCAACUGGGGGAUUCCGAGGGCCCCCCCGCCGCCGCCGCCGCCGGGAAACGCGACGUAGCUCCGGCCGUCUCCGCGAGCCACUUCUCAGGAAAAGUGCGCGACCAAGAGCCGCCGCAACAAGGACACCCGGGGGCGGCUGUAAAGCUCCUAGCGCCGUCCGCCACCGGUCAGCUUCUACCACCACCACCACCAUCAUCUUGUUCUUCUUCUUCCUCCGGUGGUGACGGCGGCGGCGGCGGCGGGGGGGUGGCCAACCCGCAGACUUUUGCUUCGGUUCCUUCGAGUACCACCCCGGUCCCCGCGCAGCCCGGAGUCCAAACCUUGAGCGGACAGACAACCGCCAGCUACCAGCGGGUUGUCCAAGCCCAACCCGGCGGAAGGACGCCGUCCCCCGGCUCGCAAAGUUUCAACGGCGCCGCGGGGGCCGUCAGGUUGCUCAACUCUGCCGGCGCAACCCCGCCGGCGACGACGAGCGGCGCUCUCGUGGUCAUGGCCGCCCCCGCCAACUUCCACCAAGAAGCCGAGCCCGCGGCUCCCGCACCCCCCGCCGCCCUCCAGCAGAGACUCCCCAGCGCCGUCGUCAAUGCCGCUCAUAACGGCCUGGAGCCCAAAGCGGGGCCGCCGGGGCCCCCGGUGCCCUCGGUGCCCUCGGGGACUCCCUCGCCCUCUCAGGCGGGGAACCCCAGCAAGAUGCCGAUGGCGGCUCAGCCUGCUUCCGCGAACCCGGUCAUCCUGACGGGCGCCCCGCCGUCCCUCGGCCCCCCCGGGAUCAAGCCGGCCGUGAAUGGCCUGGGCCAGGCGCGAGCGGCCGUGGCCGUCCCGGCGCAGAGAGCCGGGCCGGCGGUCGAGACCGUCCGGCCGGUGGCCCCCCAGCCCCCGUUGGCCGUCCGGCCUCAGCAGCAGGCCACCAUCCAGCUGCCCCCCGGCUUCACCAUGCCCGCAGGUAUGGUUCUGGUCCGCGUCGAGACGGGUCACCUGGUCAUGGUGCCGCAGCAGGUUUUAGCCCAAGCGCAGGCCAAGACGCAGCAGAGUCCGGGCACAACCGCCGUCCCUCAGAGACCCACCGCGCCCGCCGCCAUCCGGGUGGGUGCCGCCGCUGCGGCUCCUGUCACACCUCAGACCAUCCGCCUGGCGACGCCCCCUCAAGCCAAACCGCUGCAGUCUCCGUCGUCGUCUUCCUGCUCGUCGCCGUCCACGUCCUCCUCGGUCCAGGCCAUCACGGUGACUUCUGGCGCCCCCUUCUCGGCGAAGACGCCCCUUCCCCUGAAGCCGCAGACGGCCGCGACGACGGUCGCCGUCAGUCCGGCCGCGCCGCCCGCGAGCGGUGCCGCGCCGGCCGGCGCCCGAGCGCCGGCGGUGUCGCAGGAAAUGCAGGAAAACGUGAAGAAGUGCAAAAACUUCCUGGCCACACUCAUCAAGCUGGUGUCCAACAACUCGCCCUCGCCUGACACGUCCAAGAAUGUCAAAGCGCUCGUCCAGGACCUCAUCGAUGCAAAGAUCGAGCCUGAGGAGUUCACAAGUCGUCUGCAGGCGGAACUGAAUUCAUCUCCGCAGCCCUACCUCAUCCCCUUCCUCAAGAAAAGUCUUCCCACCUUGCGUCAGUCGUUACUCAGCAGCCAGCAGUCUCUGACCCCGCCCCCCACCUGCGCCCCGCCCGUGGCCGCCACCGCCGCCGUCCGGCCGCGCUUACCCGUGGGAAUCCCCGGCGUCCGGAUGAACGCUCCGCUCGCCACUGCAACCUUGGCGGCUGGGCGAGGCUGCGUGCAGACUCUUCGCGCUCCCCUAGUGGUGGGCGUGAGAACUCCAGGCACGCUGAUGCGAGGACCCGCCGCCCCCGUCGCUAAGAGCGUCGUCACCUUGGUGCCGCCGGCCAAUCAAAAGAAGCUGGGAGACCCGGGUGGGGGGACUUUCAGAGACGACGACGACAUCAACGACGUGGCGUCCAUGGCGGGCGUCAACCUGAGCGAGGAGAACGCCCGCAUCCUGGCCACCAGCUCAGGGUUGGUGGGCACCAAGAUCCGCUCGUGUAAGGACGAGGCCUUCCUGCCCGCCGGGCUCUUGCACCGGCGUCUCGUGGACACGGCUCGACGGCUCGGCGUGAGCGAGGUUCCGCUGGAAGUGGUCAACCUGGUGUCGCACGCCACGCAGUCGCGCCUGCGCUCGCUCCUGGAGAAAGUGUCUGCGCUCGCUCAGCACCGUUCGGACGCCAUCAAGGACGAAGAGCAUCACGAGCAGACGAGCGACGUUCGCUCGCAGCUUCGCUUUUUCGAGCAACUGGAGCGUCUGGAGAAGCAGAGGAAGGACGAGCAAGAGAGGGAGAUCCUGCUCAAGGCCGCCAAGAGCCGAGCCAGACAGGAAGAUCCCGAGCAGGCUCGUCUGAAGCAGAAGGCCAAAGAGAUGCAGCAGCAGGAGUUGGCGCAAAUGCGUCAACGCGACGCCAACCUCACGGCGCUCGCCGCCAUCGGGCCCAGGAAGAAACGCAAGAUGGACUCGCCAGGCGGCGCCGCGGCUUGCACCGAGGUGUCGUCGGGGGCGUCGGCGUCGGGCACGGCGUCCUCGCGCCAGCCUUGGCGCCAGCGCAUCAUCAGAGUCAACCUCAGGGACUUGAUCGUGUGUCUGGAGCAGGACGGCAGCACGGCGCGAUCGCUGACGCUCUACAAGGCGCUGCUCAAGUUUGAGGCCACUACCAAUAUUUGAGUGUGCUUCUGGUGCCCAUUCGUGCCCGAGUUAAUGGAAAUUUCAAAAUGGUUUCAGCAAAGCUCCUGAAGCUCACGGUCACAGUUAAGCGCAAGGCUGCGGGGCUUGCCCGGCAAAAGUGUCGACACCCCCACCCCCCCUCCCCCCCGGCCCAACCUCUGUCAGGUUAUUCUCCCUUCGAUGCGCUGGUGUCUUUAGAAAAGACCUGCGAACUCCCCCUUUAACUUGAAACCG
Syngnathoides biaculeatus (alligator pipefish) is the source of this 4878-nucleotide messenger RNA. RefSeq names its product transcription initiation factor TFIID subunit 4-like. The record is from RefSeq and is a predicted model, not a curated record. The transcript has 16 exons. Gene Ontology annotation, molecular function: RNA polymerase II general transcription initiation factor activity; protein heterodimerization activity; DNA binding. Gene Ontology annotation, biological process: DNA-templated transcription; transcription initiation at RNA polymerase II promoter. NCBI's taxonomy places the organism in Eukaryota, Metazoa, Chordata, Actinopteri, Syngnathiformes, Syngnathidae. The coding region runs from base 1858 to 4644 and encodes 928 amino acids. Gene Ontology annotation, cellular component: transcription factor TFIID complex.